CUGCCAGCUGGAGCCGGGCGGAGCCCGCGCCCAGGCGCAGGGUGGCUCUGCCAGUCCCCGCGCGCCUGGGCGGUCGCACACGUGUCCAGGCGUCACGUCCGCGCGCGCCCCCGGGGCUUGCGUCAGCUGCCGCUCCAGAAGCUGGUGGGCCGGGGCUCUCCGCACCGCUCGGGUUCGGGGCCGAAGGCCACCGAGAGCGGGGCACCGCGAGGGGUCGGAGGCUGAGGGGCGUUAGUAGCGCCGGGGCCGCAGAGAGCGUCAGCGCAGUCCAGACUCCUCCUUCCUGGGUCGAUCGUCCCGGCACCCGGUCCCCGGCUGGGCGCCGUGGCGUUGCCCCGGAGCCCGCCGCCCGCGGGGCGCGCACCGCCUUGACCCGGGCGGCCCCGCGGCAGGCAGGCGCCCGCAGUUCCAUGGUUGGUUCGGAGCGCGAUGAGCCGCCCGUCCUCCACCGGCCCCAGCGCUAACAAACCCUGCAGCAAGCAGCCGCCGCCGCCGCAGACCCAGCACGCUCAGUCCCCGGCUGCGCCCCCAGCCGCCGCCACCAUCUCGGCUGCGGGCCCCGGCUCGUCCGCGGUGCCCGCCGCGGCAGCGGUGAUCUCAGGCCCUGGAGGCGGCGGCGGGGCCGGCCCGGUGUCCCCGCAGCACCACGAGCUGACCUCGCUCUUCGAGUGUCCGGUCUGCUUUGACUAUGUCCUGCCCCCCAUCCUGCAGUGCCAGGCCGGGCACCUGGUGUGUAACCAAUGCCGCCAGAAGUUGAGCUGCUGCCCGACGUGCAGGGGCGCGCUGACGCCCAGCAUCAGGAAUCUGGCUAUGGAGAAAGUGGCCUCRGCAGUCCUGUUUCCCUGCAAGUAUGCCACCACGGGCUGCUCCCUGACCCUGCACCACACAGAGAAACCGGAACACGAGGACAUCUGUGAAUACCGACCCUACUCCUGCCCGUGUCCCGGAGCUUCCUGCAAGUGGCAGGGGUCGCUGGAAGCCGUGAUGUCUCACCUCAUGCACGCCCACAAGAGCAUCACUACCCUGCAGGGGGAGGACAUCGUCUUCCUGGCCACGGACAUCAACCUGCCGGGUGCCGUGGACUGGGUGAUGAUGCAGUCCUGCUUCGGCCACCACUUCAUGCUGGUGCUGGAGAAGCAGGAGAAGUACGAGGGCCAUCAGCAGUUCUUCGCCAUCGUGCUGCUCAUUGGCACCCGYAAGCAGGCCGAGAACUUCGCCUACCGGCUGGAGCUGAAUGGCAACCGGCGGAGACUGACCUGGGAGGCCACGCCCCGGUCCAUCCACGAUGGCGUGGCCGCGGCCAUUGUGAACAGCGACUGCCUGGUCUUCGACACGGCCAUCGCACAUCUCUUUGCGGAUAAUGGGAACCUGGGAAUCAAUGUGACUAUCUCGACGUGCUGUCCCUGAAGCGCCGUGAGCCCCACAGCCRCCGAGGCCGCUGGCAGCGUGCGCUGUGUUUAAUAAAAUUUUUAUAGAUGUUUUAUUCGCUGUGUCUUCACAGGUCAGGACCCACAAUCACCCCGCUUCUCUUGGAGCUGCGCCUUCCCACUGGGCCCGGCCAGCUCAUCCCACUGGGUGAACGGGCUGCCUGGCGGCCACCGGAGGCUGUCCUGCCCCCUAAAACCAACUCUCUUGUUAAAUUGUACUUACUUCCUGAACACUUGACAGGUUGCUCAGGGCCCUGGAGGCUGGGUUAGGAUGGGCCUAACCCGCCUGCCUCCCUGCAUUGGUCCCCCGUGCUGACCGGAGCUGGGGGAUGGUCAGCAGACCCCUUGUGCUUUUAGGGGACAGGAAAUGUCUUAAUGCAUUUUCACAUUUUCAACAGCAUCUCUCAACCCGGAGGACUGACCAAUCUAGGUGGAAUCCCGGGAUCCCUGGGAGGACUGACCAGUCUAGGUGGAAUCCCGGGAUCCCUGGGAGGACUGUCCUAGAAAUGCAGGUUUGGAGGUCCCUGAGCUCUCAGUCUCCCCGGGUGGUUCUUUUCAACAAUUAAGUUUGAGAAUUACUGGCUCGAAUCACAGAAGGGUCCAUAUUUUAAAGGUGCUUUAAGGUUGCCCUCUCCUGAUGCUGCCUGUCUUUUUACUGUUUCAGCCCCCACCACCAAUUAAAGCCAGGACAGGCCACAGGAGUCCCCUCCUGACCCCAGGUUGGGCAUCCUGGAGGAAAGCAGGUCAUUGCCGUUGGUAGUUCUCACUUUCCACUCACCACUAGUGCAAAUGACCCUCCCUCCUCCUCCCCUUCUUUCUCUCUCUCCUCU
Molecule: messenger RNA, 2257 nt
Organism: Urocitellus parryii (Arctic ground squirrel)
Lineage: Eukaryota; Metazoa; Chordata; Mammalia; Rodentia; Sciuridae
Gene: Siah2
Product: siah E3 ubiquitin protein ligase 2
Biological process (GO): proteasome-mediated ubiquitin-dependent protein catabolic process; multicellular organism development
Cellular component (GO): cytoplasm
Molecular function (GO): zinc ion binding; ubiquitin protein ligase activity; ubiquitin conjugating enzyme binding
Source: RefSeq, a predicted model, not a curated record